CAGUCCCUGAUUGACAGUUGACAGAAAAAAACUGUUCUUCAACCGUAAAACUAGUGUGGAGGUAACGAACAAUUAGUUAAAGUACAACUUCAGAGAUCGUGUGUUAUUCAAUUAAACAAUGUUAGUAUAAAGUGGUGCGAAAAAGCAUUCGAAAAUUAAAGACCAUUAGAUAAUCGUAAUCGAUAUUUUUGGAAAUCGACCGGUUCCAAAACACAAUGGAAGCCCUUAUUCCAGUAAUUAACAAAUUACAAGACGUUUUUAAUACAGUAGGAUCGGAUGCCAUCCAUUUACCUCAAAUCGUUGUUUUGGGAUCUCAGAGUUCUGGCAAGAGUUCGGUUAUCGAGAGUUUGGUGGGAAAGUCUUUUCUUCCAAGAGGAACAGGAAUUGUGACACGAGUGCCCCUUAUUUUACAGUUAGUUUAUUGCCCAAAAGAUGAUAGGGAACAUAGGGCUGCAAUGGAUGGAACAGUGGAAGUUGAAGACUGGGGAGUUUUUCUUCACUCCAAGAAUAGGAUAUUUAAAGAUUUUGACGAAAUUCGGCAAGAAAUUGAAGUCGAAACAAAUAAAAUCGCUGGCAGUAACAAAGGGAUUUGUGCUGAACCUAUUAAUCUAAAAAUCUAUUCCACCAAAGUCGUUAACUUAACAUUAGUGGACUUACCUGGCAUCACUAAAGUACCCGUUGGAGAUCAACCACCCGAUAUUGAACAACAAAUUCGUGAAAUAGUUCUAAAGUACACCUCUAAUCCCAACUCGAUCAUUUUAGCUGUAGUUACAGCAAACACCGACAUGGCUACUUCCGAAAGUUUGGCCAUAGCAAAAGACGUUGAUCCAGAUGGACGCAGAACUUUGGCUGUUGUUACCAAGUUGGAUCUUAUGGAUGCAGGAACUGAUGCAAUUGAUAUCUUGUGCGGGCGUGUUAUCCCGGUAAAGUUAGGAAUAAUCGGUGUGGUAAAUCGUUCACAACAAGAUAUCUUAAAUAAUAAAUCGAUCAAAGAGGCCUUAAAAGAUGAAGCUACCUUUUUACAAAGCAAAUAUCCCACACUAGCCACUCGAAAUGGUACUCCUUACUUAGCUAAAACCUUGAAUAGGUUAUUAAUGCACCACAUACGAGAUUGCCUACCUGAUUUAAAGACCCGUGUCAACUUAAUGAUGUCUCAAUUUCAAUCACUACUUAACUCAUACGGGGAAGAUAUUUCCGAUAAAAGCAAAACUUUGCUUCAAAUCAUCACUAAAUUCGCGUCUGCUUACUGUUCAACGAUCGAAGGAACAGCUCGAAAUAUCGAAACAACGGAGUUGUGUGGUGGUGCAAGAAUCUGUUAUAUCUUCCACGAGACUUUUGGAAGAACCUUGGAUUCGAUACAUCCUCUCGCAGGACUAACAAAAAUGGACAUUCUGACUGCCAUUCGUAACGCAAACGGUCCAAGACCCGCACUUUUCGUUCCUGAAGUCUCUUUCGAAUUGUUAGUGAAAAGACAAAUCCGAAGACUUGAAGAACCGUCGCUGCGGUGUGUCGAAUUAAUCCAUGAAGAAAUGCAACGUAUUAUACAACACUGCGGAAGUGAAGUUCAACAGGAAAUGUUACGUUUUCCGAAGUUGUAUGAGAAAAUUGUUGACGUGGUGACACAAUUGUUGCGACGACGUUUGCCGACUACCAAUCAGAUGGUGGAGAAUUUAGUGCAGAUAGAAUUAGCGUACAUUAACACUAAACACCCAGAUUUUUACAAGGAAAUUGCGAUGGUGCCGUCGAUGAUCAAGUCUGGCGAAGGAUCUCGUGCUAACAGACCAAAGAGUAUGUUUACUAAGCAUCAAACGAUGGCAGAACCUCAAGAAUUGAUCGCGCGUGGUGCUGUUGCAGCAUCUGAUCAAGCCGAUUUCUUUAAUUAUCUAUUUCGAAUAUUGCCCGUGUCUAGUUACAAUGACUUCAUGAAUGCUGUUCAGUCUCGAUCUUCAAGUAAUCCACAGCUAAACGAAGAUGCCACAAAUUGGGUGUCUGCUUUAACUAUGGCUCAAAAUGGAACUGAUACGCCGGUUACCAACCAUGUAAAUAGCGUACCAGAAAAUAUGAGAAAUGAUGGCGACUUAAAAUCUGUUUUAAGCCCAGUUAAACCUGUUAAUCUGUUACCGCAAGUUCCAAUAAAUAGUAACAGUUAUAGAAAGUUGUCAGAAAAUGAGGAGCACGACUGUGAAAUAAUAGAACGCUUAAUAAAAUCGUACUUCUACAUUGUAAGGAAAUCCAUUCAGGACACAGUUCCUAAGGCCGUGAUGCAUUUCUUAGUAAACUUCGUAAAAGAUAACUUGCAGUCUGAAUUAGUAACGCAUUUGUAUAAAGCUGAUAAUGCUGACCAACUGUUGGAUGAAUCUGAACAUAUAGCACAAAGGCGCAAAGAAGCUGGAGACAUGUUGAAGGCUCUUCAAAAAGCUUCACACAUCAUCAGCGAAAUUAGGGAGACGCAUAUGUGGUAAAAUAAUAGUCAGAUUUAUAGACCUAGUCAAAAUAAUGCUUGUACUGACUCUGUGUUAAACUUCUGUUUAAAUCUUACAUAAUUUCAUAACUACAACAUGAUAUCAGCAAAAACAUGUACAGGUGUUUGUUGCUAAAAUAUGUUUUGUUUGUGUCCAUAACUUCUACUUGUUCAACUGAGAUAAAAGAUCCAUUGUUGAAGUUUUAUAAGGUUUAAAUUGCCAUAUUAACAUGACUGGAUGUAUAUACAUUGUACAUUACAUGUAUUUCAACAUUUUUAUAGUAUUAGUUAAAAUAUCAGUGAUUGUUAAACAUCAGUUUGAUAUUGUUCAAGGAUAUUAAACUUCAAUUGUUUUUUUAGUCAGUGGUGCAUUAUUGUAGAUAUCACUUGUUUUGAUGUUACAUGUCGCCAUCGUAGUGAUCCCUUUUGUGAAUUUUUGAUGCAUUUUUUAUUUCAUUGGUUUCGCAUCAAUAAAUUAUUGAUUUAGUAGACAA
This is a messenger RNA of Zophobas morio, 2955 nucleotides long. RefSeq names its product Dynamin related protein 1 (gene Drp1). The record is from RefSeq and is a predicted model, not a curated record. Lineage: Eukaryota; Metazoa; Arthropoda; Insecta; Coleoptera; Tenebrionidae. The transcript has 10 exons. Gene Ontology annotation, biological process: mitochondrial fission. Gene Ontology annotation, cellular component: cytoplasm; membrane; mitochondrion. Gene Ontology annotation, molecular function: GTP binding; GTPase activity; microtubule binding. Bases 216 to 2462 code for a protein of 748 amino acids.